Rosa chinensis is the source of this 1652-nucleotide messenger RNA. RefSeq names its product outer envelope protein 61. The coding region runs from base 30 to 1460 and encodes 476 amino acids. The transcript has a single exon. Gene Ontology annotation, molecular function: protein binding. NCBI's taxonomy places the organism in Eukaryota, Viridiplantae, Streptophyta, Magnoliopsida, Rosales, Rosaceae. The record is from RefSeq and is a predicted model, not a curated record.
UCAACACCGCCAAUUGCUGGCAAGUCAAAAUGUUCAACGGGAUGAAUAUGAUGGAUCCAGAAUUGAUGAAACUUGCUCAGGAGCAGAUGAGUCGGAUGUCACCGGUUGAUUUCGCCAGGAUUCAACAACAGAUGAUAGCUAAUCCAGAAUUGAUGAAGAUGGCAUCAGAGAGCAUGAAGAAUAUGAGGCCUGAAGAUUUGAAACUGGCUGCAGAGCAACUGAAACAGACACGUCCAGAAGAGAUGGCUGAGAUUGGGGAGAAGAUGGCUAGUGCAUCGCCCGAAGAGAUAGCAGCCAUGCAUGCACGUGUUGAUGCCCAAGUCAGUUACAAAUUGAAUGCAUCUCAGAUGCUCAAGAAUCAGGGAAACGCACUUCACAGCCAGGGAAAGUUCAACGAUGCGUUGCAGAAGUACGUACUUGCAAAGACAAACUUGAAUGGCCUUCCAUCCUCUAAAGGAAGAUCACUACUGAUGGCAUGCUCACUCAACUUAAUGUCAUGUUACUUGAAAACAAGGCAGUAUGACGAAUGUAUAAAAGAAGGUUCUGAGGUACUCGCAUUUGAUGCACAGAAUGUGAAAGCUCUCUAUCGGAGGGGUCAAGCAUAUAGAGAAUUGGGUCAAUUGGAAGAUGCUGUCUCUGACCUGAGCAUGGCACAUGAAGUUUCCCCUGAUGAUGAAACUAUUGCAGAUGUUCUAAGGGAUGUUAAGGAAAAAUUGGGUACAGAGGGCUGUGUGUCUGCACCAAGAAGACUGGUAAUUGAAGAAAUAACUGAAGAAGUUGAGACUGUCUCUUCUGCCAACCAUAAAAGCUCAUCUACAGAGUAUUCUAUGGCACAACCACAGGAAACCAGAGACAUUCCUAAGACUCAAAUUGCAGCUGACUCUGAGGUUCUGUCAAACAAUUCAGAGCUUUUGCAGGCUCUAAAAAAUGACCCAGCAACUCUCAGAGACUCAUCUCCAACACCAGCAUCAUUCUAUGCUAACAGACAAGGUUCAUCGAAGUAUUGCCAUGAAAACGCUGCUGUGAAUGUGGCUCAUGAUGAAGGUGAAAGUAGUUCUCAUGGAAUAUUGCCAAAUGUGAGAAGUACUCCUCAGUCGAGCUUCCCUGCCUAUGCUGUUGAUUUCCAAGAACAAAUGAGAAACCAAAUGAAAGAUCCUGCAAUGCGGAAGAUGUUGUCAUCAAUGAUGAAGAAUAUGAGUCCAGACAUGUUGGCAAACAUGAGUGAGCAAUUUGGUUUGAAUCUUUCUCAGGAAGAUGCGGAAAAAGCUCAUCAAGCAAUGUCUUCUUUGUCACCAGAGUCCUUGGACAACAUGAUGCAAUGGAUGGAUAGGAUUCAAAGAGGAGUUGAAGCUGCAAGGAAGACAAAGAAUUGGCUGCUGGGGAAAUCCGGUUUGAUUUUGGCAAUAGUAAUGCUCAUUCUAGCAGUAAUCCUUCAUUGCUUGGGAUACAUUGGUGGUUAGAUUGUGAUUAUGCUCGUGGUCUUGAUUCUUGAAAGAUCGAUUCAAAGUCCAAACCUCUAGAUAAUUCUUGUCAAAAGCUAAUAUGUACCUAGGUUGCUAGUUGUAGAAAAAAAAAUUUUAAAGACUUUUUGUAGCUGGGUUAUGUACUGUAAAAAGAACAUGCAUUUGCGAGAUAAAUUUCAUUUUCGUGGU